CGUGGCUUAUGACCCCAGCAUGACACGUGUCGUGGGUGGCACAGAUGCCAAGCCAGGGGCCUGGCCGUGGAUGGUCAGCAUCCAGCACCCCUGGAUACCGCGCCUGAAACAUCUGUGUGGAGGGUCUCUCAUCAGCACACAGUGGGUCCUCACAGCAGCCCACUGCUUCGAUAAGGUCACGGAAAUCAGCAAGGUGUAUGUGGUGGUUGGGGCCACCCAGUUAACUAAGCCAGGCCAUGGGGCAGAAGUGCGCCAUGUCAAGCAGGUGCUGCUACACCAGUACUACAACCAUGAUGAUAUGAGCUACGACAUUGCCCUGAUGGAAUUGGAUCAUCCUGUCAAGUGCAGCCCCUACAUCCAGCUGGUCUGUGUUCCCGACACCAGACUGAGAGUGUCAGAGCUGCAAAACUGCUGGGUGGCUGGCUGGGGUGAAACUGCUCCAAGAGCUCAAAGAUCAAGUGAUCGCCUCCAGGAGGCCAAGGUCCAGCUCAUCGAUCUCCAGGUCUGCAACAGCACUGGCUGGUACACAGGGAAGGUCCACACCCACAAUGUGUGUGCUGGUUACACACAGGGCGCCAUCGACACCUGCCAGACAAUGAAGAUAAAAGCCCUUUUAGCGGUGCAGAGAUUUAAAACUUUAGGUCUCAUUAAAUUUUGA
Molecule: messenger RNA, 658 nt
Organism: Zonotrichia albicollis (white-throated sparrow)
Lineage: Eukaryota; Metazoa; Chordata; Aves; Passeriformes; Passerellidae
Source: RefSeq, a predicted model, not a curated record